This is a messenger RNA of Schistocerca gregaria, 449 nucleotides long. RefSeq lists its product as uncharacterized. Gene Ontology annotation, biological process: nucleocytoplasmic transport. The record is from RefSeq and is a predicted model, not a curated record. The coding region runs from base 30 to 449 and encodes 139 amino acids. The transcript has 4 exons. NCBI's taxonomy places the organism in Eukaryota, Metazoa, Arthropoda, Insecta, Orthoptera, Acrididae. Gene Ontology annotation, cellular component: nuclear pore central transport channel.
UCCCACAAAAGCACGCUUUUUCUUUUGUAAUGAUUAAUCCAGAAAUUCCCCUGGCAAGAGCCAGAGCGUGCCAAUUCGUAAAGCAAUACUUCAAAUACUUCAAUGACUCAAGAAAGGAGGACUACUUGCCAAAAAUGUAUAGACCCUACUCCGUAGUCGUGUGGUGCGGAAACCCCGUCUCCAUCAAUCAAAACGGCCUUCAGGCAUUCUUCAGAGCGCUCUCCGUAGCGGAGGCGACCGUGGUCACCUGGGACGCGCAGCCGCUCAAAGGAAUCGACGCCGCCGCACCGUCGGAAAACCUCCCCAUCAUCGUUACCGUCUCCGGACUCAUGUCGCGGGGACCGUCCGAGGAGAGGAACUUCCAUCAAACGUUCGUGCUCGCACCCGACUUCGAAAACCAAGAUUCGCCCCUCUAUUACAUAUCUUGCGACCUGUUCAGAUACACCUGA